AUGAAGGAAGAUGUAUUUAAAGAAGAAAAUUUCCCUGUGACGUCCCAUAUUAAAGAGAACUGGAUGAGUAUUAAAGAAGACGUGCCUGAAGCAAAUCAGAGGUUAGAAAGUAUAAUUGGAUUGAUAAAUUGCGUAAUAACAACUGUUCCGAGGCUUGUAACUCUCAAUGUUCAGUGUGAUAAAAAUGGAAUGAACGUUCACAUCGAAUUUGAUCGUCCAUUCAACGGAAUCGUUUAUUCUAAAGGGUACUACAGUAAUUCACUUUGCAGAUACGUGAAUCCUGGCAGAGAUUCUACUGUUUACGAUUUCCUCAUUCCAUUAUCAGGUUGCGGAACGUCUAGAAACGACAAAGGCAAUUCGGGAAGUCAUUUUUCAUUAUCUAAUAUAAUUAUCUUUCAAAAUGAUGAAAACUAUCAAGAAAUAUGGGAUCGAGCGCAGUCUUUGAGAUGCGAAUGGACAAAUAAUAUUGAUAAAUUUGUUAACUUCGAACCAGUAGGAGUGGACAUGUUAGACGUACAGGAAUUAGUUUUCUCUGGUGAUCAAGUCGAUUGUUGGAUGGAAGUUCAGUUGGGUAAAGGCCCAUUUGCUCCACGUGUAAACAGAUUAGUCAAAAUUGGAGAAAUUCUAACGUUAGCUAUAUUUAUAAGGGACGAAGAACGUAUUUUCGAUCUCAUGGUUAAAAGUUGUUACGCUUUCGAUUCUCCAGAUUUCAAUUCUCCAGAAACUCGUAGAAUUCAAUUGACAGAUGCGGAUGGUUGUCCAAUUAAAGCUAAACUUGUCGAUGGAUUUUAUCGUACUAAACAGACUGGAAUUACUACAGCUACGGUAAUAGCAUAUGCAUUUAUUUCUGCAUUUAAAUUUCCUGAUAAAUCAGAAGUCUUUAUGGCCUGUAAUGUUAAUAUCUGUAAGAGAGGAUGUCACAGUUCGUGCCUUCAAGAAAUUACGCUAGAAACUCAGCAUGUUCCAAAGAUAUUAUCUAAUGCAUCAUCUAGUAGAACAGCGCCAAGUACAUCGAUUAACCAUAAAAGUUCAUCUAUCAGACCAUUUCGGCCAAAUAAUUUAACAAAUGGACACGUGGAUCGUUUUCCACGUAGUACGGAUUUGAAGUACAUGGAAACUAACAUGCGCCGUUCAUUUAAUAUUUAUUCUCCCGAAGAUUUACCUCAAUUUGAUCCUAUUUACAUCUAUGAUAACCUAAAUCCAAAUAUUGAUCACGAUGUUUGUAUGUCUAUACAUAGUUUUGCUCUGAAUGCCGCAAUCACUGCUUUACUUCUAAUAAUAUGCUGCUACCUAACAUUCCACACGUGUUAUCAAAUGAAAUAUAACAAAUACUAUUCGAAAUUCCCCUGCCGAUACUUUUUCUUACCUUGUACGUUAAAAGACAGAGACGAAGAAUUAAAAUAAUAAAUUUAUUUUGGGAAAGAACGAUGACAUCAAACAAAAUCAAUAGUUAAUCUUACAUUUUUUUGUUUUUGGCUUUAAUUCAAGUUAAAUUUAUCUAUCAGAAACACGUAUUCGAGUUUUAUCUAGCAUUGGGCUGUAGAAUUUUCCCAAAUUUUUCAUACUAAUCCUGAAAGAACUGAUGCCAUUUUUU
Centruroides sculpturatus (bark scorpion) is the source of this 1594-nucleotide messenger RNA. RefSeq lists its product as uncharacterized. Lineage: Eukaryota; Metazoa; Arthropoda; Arachnida; Scorpiones; Buthidae. The record is from RefSeq and is a predicted model, not a curated record. The transcript is spliced from 3 exons. The coding region runs from base 1 to 1404 and encodes 467 amino acids.